AUGCGCGAGGGCAAGUCAAAGCCGUCCUAUGUCACGAACCCGGAGGGAAAAGCAGGCAAAGGAAACGUGGUGAAGUGGACAGACAACAAGAAAGAGCACAGAUACGUCAAGUACAAUGACAUUGGAUACUGGUUGGCCUGGAAGAGGUUGCUCGGCGUGUCCAAGAAGCGGGGCCGAGACCAACUUCUUCACGACUGGUGGCACGCCGUCGCCGAAGCUCGUCAGCAUGGUCGGGUGGCACCAACUCUAAGCUCAGUCAUCGACACGGAGGAAGGGCCAGCUGCGAUCGUCAGACGGGCCCCUAGCUUCAGCUACAUGAAGCACCUUCAGCGUGGGGCGGAGAGCGCUUGA
This is a messenger RNA of Coniosporium apollinis CBS 100218, 351 nucleotides long. RefSeq lists its product as uncharacterized. NCBI's taxonomy places the organism in Eukaryota, Fungi, Ascomycota, Dothideomycetes. The record is from RefSeq and is a predicted model, not a curated record. The transcript has a single exon. Bases 1 to 351 code for a protein of 116 amino acids.